This is a messenger RNA of Galendromus occidentalis (western predatory mite), 1694 nucleotides long. RefSeq names its product spindle apparatus coiled-coil protein 1 spindly. The record is from RefSeq and is a predicted model, not a curated record. Lineage: Eukaryota; Metazoa; Arthropoda; Arachnida; Mesostigmata; Phytoseiidae. Bases 1 to 1668 code for a protein of 555 amino acids. The transcript has 10 exons.
AUGGAAGCUCAGUCGAAUUACGAACGACGUAUUGUCGAACUCGAAUCUAACUUAGAGAGGGCUGCUCUUUUCGGCAAACAGCUGCUGGAUCAACUGUCGCUGAAGUCGAGUAUCAUCGAAGAGUUGGGAGAGCAAUCAGCUCAGCAUGAGGUGCAACUCGACGUACUGAAACAGAAAGUACACGCUGCAGAGCGGGAUUCCAGCUUGGCCGCGGCUCGCGAAAAAAAUGCGCUCAAGGAGAUCGAGACCCUGCAGGAUAUCUGCACCGAGUUCGAGAGCGUGCAGAGCAAGAACAGAAAUUUGGAGGAAAAAAUUCGAAUUCUCGAAGCGGAGAAGCUGCGACGUCUACAAUCUACAGCUGAGCUUGAAGAGCAUUUGGCUGAAACCCGAAUUGAGCUCUCUGUGGCUCGAACCCGUAUCGAAGAGCUCCGCUUCCUGGAGAAACAGAGAGACUCGACGAUCAAAGUUUACGAGAGAUCGACUGACUCUGAUGCCGAUGAUGACGGACGAGCAGAGAAUGAAAUCCUCGUCGCCAAAGUCCAGAGUCUCGAGAGCGAGUUGGUUAACCAGAGAGCGAUUCUCAAGCAGCAUAUCGAGGAGAAAGAACUAGCCGUAAAGAAGAAUUUCCAGAAUGAGAAUAGACUCGCGGAGAUUCUCGAAGAGAGGACUUCUAUCGAGCAGGAGCUCGCCUCUCUUUGCAACAUGAUCACUGAGAAGAAUCGCCAGAUCGAUGAAUUGAAAGACGACAUUGAAGCUCUGAGAGCUGCGGAGACGGAUCCGAAUCGCCGAGGCAACUCUAUCUUUGCGGAAGUUGAAGAUAGGCGUAUCGAGGUCGAGAACAAACUUCAGGGGGCACGAACGCGACUGAAGUCUGCUGAAGAUGGACAGCGUAGGCUGAAGAGACUGCUCGCACACUCGUACAAGACAUUGCAGAUCAUGGCAUCGCAUGCCAGCAGAGCCGACCAGAAUUACGUGAAAACACUGGAAGGCGAGGUUAUUCGACUGCGAGCCGAGCUCAGCUCGAUUGCUACACGAGCAGCGAGUGAAAAAAUGGAGGAUGAAGCGUACACUGAGAAAGAUCUGCAAGACAACCCCUUGGCAGGAUUGUUGCUGUCGGAACGCCGAGAGAACGCGUCAAUGCAGAAGAAAUUGAAGGAUCUCAUUCAUCACGACAGUGGAAGGACGGAAGAAAUAUUGAGGCUCGGCGCCGCACUCCGGAAAUCACAGAGCGAGGUUGAGAGCCUCGAGCAACAGUGCGCUAUUCUAGAAAUGAAGCUGAAUGAGAAGCAAAUUUCGGAGACCGUUCCCGAGGCCGGAUCCACCUCCAGUUCCGCGGCAGAAGUGUCCAAAGAAAGAAUCGAGGAGAUCAAACUACACCAAGAGAAGCUCUGCGCUCUGGAAGAGAUCAAAGAAGUCACGACAGACGAUCCAAAUCCGAUGGCGUCGGGCUCCGACGAAACGAGUCCUCCCCGGAAGGAAAUGGAGAGCGGGGUGAAACAUCCGACCUCGGCGUCCGACCGGGAGACAGAGAACGUCGUCAGGACGGUGAACUUCAGCGAUGAGCAAGAGUUGGAGAAGCCCGAGCAGCGCAAACCGAAAGCGAGGGGUCGUCAGGUGACGAUAGUGAAGAGGAAUAAGGCGGAAACCAAUGACUGUAAGGCUCAAUGAAGAUUCAGACAAGGUCGCAGACCGCA